This is a messenger RNA of Calidris pugnax (ruff), 1742 nucleotides long. RefSeq names its product Kruppel-like factor 8 (gene KLF8). The record is from RefSeq and is a predicted model, not a curated record. Gene Ontology annotation, biological process: regulation of transcription by RNA polymerase II. Lineage: Eukaryota; Metazoa; Chordata; Aves; Charadriiformes; Scolopacidae. Bases 44 to 1009 code for a protein of 321 amino acids. The transcript has 5 exons. Gene Ontology annotation, molecular function: DNA-binding transcription factor activity, RNA polymerase II-specific; RNA polymerase II cis-regulatory region sequence-specific DNA binding.
CCUCCGGGCCCGCCCUGAGGGCCAGGGGAAGGCGACGCCCGCCAUGAGCUCGUCGGCGCUGCUGGCUGAGGGCCCCCUCGACCCCCCGGUGCUGCUGGCCGACAUCAAGACGGAGCCCCCCGAGGAGCUGCUGGCCAGUGACUGCGGCCAGCCCCAGGCCGAGCCCGUCGAUCUCUCCCUCAACAAGUCCAAGGUGGCGGCGGCCUCGGCCCCACCGCCACCGCCCCCCACCUCGGUCCAGUCCUCCCCCUUGCUGGUGGCUCCCCCGCUCCCUGCUCCCGCCACCGUCUCCAUCUCGCCCUCCGGCCUCAGCUCCACCUCGGCCAUCCCGGCCGUCCUGUCGCCCGGCUCCAUCCUGGCCUCCACGCAGGGCAGCGGCGGGCAGCAGAUCCUCCACGUCAUCCAUACCAUCCCCUCCGUCAACCUGCCCAGCAAGAUGGGCAACCUCCAGACCAUCCCCGUGGUGGUCCAGUCCCUCCCCGUCGUCUACACCACCAUGCCCACCGACGGCGUCACUGCCAUCACCGUACCCCUCAUCGGGGGGGACGGCAAGAACGCUGGGUCCGCUCUUCUUUCCCGCCCCCCACCAGUGAAAAUUGACCCGGGCUCCAUGUACCCCAUGGCCAUGAGCAGCGACAGCGAGGACAGCGCCUCCGAGAGCGGCCCGGCCCCUUUCCAGGACCUCCAGAGAGAGCCGGCGACGAGGGGGCAGCGAGCCGAUUCCCCCGACCUGAAGAAGCGGCGCAUCCACCAGUGCGACUUUGAAGGCUGCAAUAAGGUCUACACCAAAAGCUCCCACCUCAAAGCCCACCGGCGGAUACACACAGGCGAGAAGCCCUACAAAUGCACCUGGGAAGGCUGCGACUGGCGCUUCGCCCGCUCCGACGAGCUGACCCGGCACUUCCGCAAGCACACGGGCAUCAAGCCCUUCCGCUGCUCGGACUGCGACCGCAGCUUCUCCCGCUCCGACCACCUGGCCCUGCACCGCCGGCGGCACAUCAUGAUGUGAGGAAGCCCCCCCCCAGGUUCCGUGGGGCACCUGGCUGUAGGAUGAGGUGGGGGGACGGUGGUGGAAAACGGGGAGAGGGGACACACACACACGCAUCCCCUCCCAGCCCCCAGGCUCGGCGGAGGGACUGUGGGAGCGGAGAGGCUGAGCUCUGCCCGGUGGGGAGCGAACUGUGACCGCACCAGGAGCCCCACCGGCGGUGCAAGAUGUCAAGAGACGGUUUCCAGACUGGUCCUCCUCCUCCCUUGCUCCCGUUUCUUGUUUUUCCUGGGCUUUUCCUCCCUGCUCACAACAUCUGGAGGCUCCUCCUUGACUUCUCACCCAGGAUUCACCCUCCAGAUGUGUGCAUCUGCCUCUUCAGCCUCUUGGCCACCUCCAUCUCGUCUGCUCGCUGUCCCCUCUCCCCUCCCAGUCCCCCUGGACACAAUCUGGGAGCCACGGCGUGGAGAAAGGCGGUGGGGGGGCUCUGCCAUCACCCCCAGGCAAUAGCUGUCAGCCUCUUUUCUCUCCAGAAGGCCACUGUCACGGCGUGUCCUUGUCCCCACGGGAGCAGGGACCCCGGCAUGUCACCUCUCCCUGUGUCCCUGGCAUGUGUGGGGCUGCACGGAAGGUGCCGGGGGGGCUCCCAGGAGGGCCAGGGAGAAGAGAAAAAGCAAGAAAGGGGGUGGCAAAAAACCCAACAGCAACCCCCAGCCGAGCCCACCACCACCACCGAAAAACGGAGACUUUGCGG